Molecule: messenger RNA, 555 nt
Organism: Didymella exigua CBS 183.55
Lineage: Eukaryota; Fungi; Ascomycota; Dothideomycetes; Pleosporales; Didymellaceae
Exons: 3
Coding region: 89-505 (138 amino acids)
Source: RefSeq, a predicted model, not a curated record
GCGCCCCGGGCUCGAGACUGAGCGCACGCAGCAGCCACCGGCGCAUACAGCAACCCGUUGCGCGAUCGGUGCAACGGCCACCGCAACCAUGAGGCAACACCUUCUGGCCGUCUUGGCCUUCUUCGCUUUUCUGUCCCUGUCUCUCGCUGCAUCACCCACGUCCUUCUGCAAGUGCACCUGCUUCGGCAACAGCACCAUUGUCGCUCUCGACGGGCCCCGGGCAACGUCCAAACCAAACCUCGAACUGCGCCCGCGCGCGAGCAGAAAGUCUUGCAACGACUGCAACCGCCAGUUCUGCUUGAGCUACAGCUUCUGCAAGGGCGAAAAGGAGGAGAAGGUCUUCACGACCUGCUUCCAGCGAGACUCGACCAAAGACCAGGUGGUGGUGCUGUCAUUCAUCGCGGCGACAGUGGGGCUGCUGGGCUAUGCGGCUGUCAGGCCCUGGGUCGACCAGUGGAGAGAGCGCCGCCAGAGCUACAUGCCCGUCUCAGAAGGGAAUCGAUAGAGACAGAAGCAGGUGAUGGUCGAUAUGCAAUUACAGACACCAAUGACAGA